AUGAGCCGGGGUCAGACUCGCGACUGGAACAAGGAGAGAGUCAUCUUGGACAGAAGAGGCUCGGACGGAGAGUACGAUGUCUCUUACAACAAGUCUCACCGAAUUGAACGGCCUGGACCGAGCUACUACGGUCCGAACUUUUCCAAUGUCGAGAAUAAGCGCUCAGCAUCUUUGGCCUAUGGGGAUAUCAGGCAGCCUCGAAUGCCAGAUCCCUAUGUCAAGCGCCCACAGCCAUAUACUGAGGAGGUGGAGAAGGACUAUAACCAAUACAAGAAGUAUGACAAGCUAUAUGCAGAGGCCAAGGCAAAGACGAAGAACAAUAAGAAUUUCCUAAGAACUCGAAUGGACGACUCCCAAUAUCGACAGAAAUUAGAAACAGUUCGUGACACUGCGCAUGGCAGCAUGGUGGCAGCUAACACUGCUGCUGCUGCCCGAACUGGGUUUGCUCAUAAGUACCCAUACUCCUACGAGGACCUGGCUGCCCAGCAGACGCAUAAAAAGUCAGCUACCGAUCUUUUGAAUGGGGCGAGGAAUGCCCGGAUGCAAAACCUGACUGCUUCCAGUAAAUUACGGAAAUAA
This is a messenger RNA of Aspergillus viridinutans, 579 nucleotides long. RefSeq lists its product as uncharacterized. NCBI's taxonomy places the organism in Eukaryota, Fungi, Ascomycota, Eurotiomycetes, Eurotiales, Aspergillaceae. Bases 1 to 579 code for a protein of 192 amino acids. The transcript is spliced from 2 exons. The record is from RefSeq and is a predicted model, not a curated record.